Molecule: messenger RNA, 1471 nt
Organism: Hydra vulgaris (swiftwater hydra)
Lineage: Eukaryota; Metazoa; Cnidaria; Hydrozoa; Anthoathecata; Hydridae
Source: RefSeq, a predicted model, not a curated record
UUAGACGGGACCGAUUUUUACAAAGGGUACGUUCGUAUAAAUAACGAUUAUGCUCACAUAUUUAUCGGGAAAACAGUCGUUGCUUCACCGACUGAUUUGCACGUUGACGGAACAUUUAAGGUAGUUCCUAAAAUGUUUUAUCAAAUGAUAACAUUUGGAUACAUUUUGCUUGAUCAUUUUAUUCCAACUAUUUUCAUACUUAUGACUAGAAAAACGCAAGAGCUGUAUUCUCUUGCAUUUUCCAAAGUUGCUGAACUCGUUCCACAUUUGUCACCGUUACGGAUAAUGACGGACUAUGAACAAGCACUGAUGAAUACCUUGGAAAUUCAAUAUCCUUUAGCUGAAAUUUCAGGCUGUUGGUUUCAUUACGUAAAUGCUGUGGUUAACAAGUGUAAACAUCUUGGAUUGUUUGGACUUUUAAAACUGCAAGUUCACAGUGAUUUGAAGAAAUGGAUAAGGCUAUUAUUGUGUCUUUCUUUGCUACCGCCUCACCAUAUUCAGCCAACAUUAGGCAAUUUGAAUCCAAAUUUGUUUGUGGUGUCAUUAAGCAUAAAUGACUUCGCAAAAUGUCAAAGUUUAAUGACCUAUAUGGAAACAUUUUGGAUUGGGCGUAUUGGCAGUAACAAAAUUUCUGUUUUUGGUUGUCCCAGAAGAACGAACUCUGAUCAAGAAAGCCUCCAUGCCUCGCUUUUAAAACGAAUAAAGAUUGCUCAUCCAAACAUUUGGCUUUUUAUAACAGAACUAAGAAAGUUUGCAGAAGUCCAGCAACUUGAUAAAGUACGUUUAGAAUGUGGACUUCAAAUUCGUCGGAGACGAAAGCAGAAAUAUGUUUUAAAUGAUCGUAAAAUCAGAGUUGCUACUGAAAAUUUGGCCAACGGACGUCUAACUUCAUUGGAAUUUCUACAAAGUGUUUCACAUUGCGCAGAUGCGUUAUUUAACAAUCAACUUGGCGUUAGUUGUAUAAAUCAACCACCGGAAUUGGAAACAGUUUCAUCAUUUACGCAAGUUCAAAUGGAGCCCUCACAGCCAAAUUCAAUUCCACCUCAAGAUGAAGCCCAGCAACUUAAUGUAUCAAUACCACGGGAUGUAGCUAUAGUGCAAAAUACAGAUGAUGUAGCUAUAGUGCAAAAUACAGAUGAUGUAGCUAUAGUGCAAAAUACCUUCCAACUCGGAGAAAACUUACAUAGUUCUACAGAAAUUGUUGGAGUCACGGAGACUUUAAGAGUAGUGGAUGAAACUAAUGGAACAACAUGUCCUGUUUGUUUAGAAAAUACUCCAAACUUCGCUGCUGUUCCCUGUGGACACAUGGUUUGCACAAUGUGUAUACCACAUUUACAGUUAAAAUGUCCUCGUUGCCGAGCAACAGUUCUUAUGUUUAUACAAACAUUUGCGUGAUCUGCUUGAUAAAUGUUCAUAUACAAACUUUUUUGUUGAAAUUUAACAGUAUAGUUGUAUUCAAAACUAAAUUUAU